AUGGAAAAUACCACACAGCAACUCCAUUCCUCGAGCAACAGAAAACCAAAAACAUUACAAGUAUCUUUACUUGCUGUUGCUCUUGUUCUGUUGCUCUUCUUAGCCUCUCCUGUCAGCUCUUGCAAUGAAGAGGAGAAGACCUCCCUCCUUGGGUUCCUCGAUGGUCUCUCUCAGGCCUCUGCCCUCAACACUUCAUGGAAAAAUGACACAAAUUGCUGUUUGUGGGAGGGCGUUACUUGCAAUGAGGAUGGGGCUGUCAUGGAUAUCUCUCUGGCUUCUAUGGGCCUUGAGGGGCACAUAUCACCCUCACUUGGCAAUCUCACCGGCUUGUUGAGGCUCAACCUGUCCGGCAACUUACUCUCCGGUGAACUACCACCGGAGCUGCUGUUGUCCAGUUGCAUCGUCGUCCUCGAUGUUAGCUUCAACAAGCUCAAUGGAGAGUUCCACGAGCUGCCAUCCACCCAAGAACUGGCAAUAAAGGUAAUCAACAUCUCAAGCAACUUUUUCACAGGAUAUUUUCCAUCUGACACACUAUAUGGCAUGAAGAAUCUGGCCAGUCUCAACAUGAGUAACAAUAGCUUUACCGGGAAAUUUCCGAGCACGGUUUGUGUUGACAAGCCGUUCUUUGUGGUGCUUGAUCUCAGUUACAACCAGUUUCAUGGUGGCAUACCGCCAGAGCUUGGCAACUGCCCUGUGCUGCGAGUGCUUAAGGCUGGACAAAACCAAUUCAGUGGGACACUCCCCUUUAUCCUUGACCUUGCUGGGAAUUGGCUAAAUGGUGAAAUCCCAGAUUCUAUUGGGCAGCUCAAGAUGCUGGAGGAGCUUCACUUAGACAAUAACAACAUGUCUGGAGAGCUUCCAUCAUCUCUGAGUAAUUGUUCAAAUCUCACAACCUUCAUCCUGAAGGGCAAUAACUUCCACGGGAAACUCACAAAUGUCAACUUCUCCACCCUACCCAACCUAAAAUUUCUAGAUUUUAGAUCAAACAAGUUCAGUGGCACACACAGUUCCAGAAAGCAUCUACUCUUGCAGCAACCUUAUUGA
This is a messenger RNA of Miscanthus lutarioriparius, 1044 nucleotides long. Lineage: Eukaryota; Viridiplantae; Streptophyta; Magnoliopsida; Poales; Poaceae. The record is from the annotation of a GenBank genome assembly.